Messenger RNA from Fonsecaea erecta, 2514 nucleotides. RefSeq lists its product as hypothetical. The transcript has 3 exons. Lineage: Eukaryota; Fungi; Ascomycota; Eurotiomycetes; Chaetothyriales; Herpotrichiellaceae. Gene Ontology annotation, biological process: DNA-templated transcription; regulation of DNA-templated transcription. Gene Ontology annotation, molecular function: DNA-binding transcription factor activity, RNA polymerase II-specific; DNA binding; zinc ion binding. Bases 1 to 2514 code for a protein of 837 amino acids. The record is from RefSeq and is a predicted model, not a curated record.
AUGCCUCAGUUGCAGAUGCAGCCACAGAUGCAGACGGAGACGGAGACGGAGACGGCAGCUGAACGACAAGCCAGCCGUAGAGAUCGUCUGAAGCGGAAGCGAGAAGGAAGAGUCAUCUGUAAGGCUUGCACUGUCUGUCGAAUCAGAAAGACCAAAUGUGAUGGCCAACGGCCGCGAUGUGGUACCUGUCUGGCGCUACAAGUGGACUGCCAGUAUCUUGAAGACACUCGCCGCCAACCAAGACCAUCUUGGUCGACGGUGCAAAACCUGGAAGCCACAAUUGCUUCUCUGUUGAAGCAGGUCAACUCACACCAGGAGGACAGCUUGACCUCUCCCGGUCUGUCAAGCGAUGCUCAACGUAUUUCUGACGGGUCGCCCUCUGCCAACACUCUAUCGGUGUCAGACCACAAUAGAAAUCGGCAGAGGACAUCAGGGACGGCAGAUACAAAUCUUCAUAACGGGAGUGGUGCAUUUGAGUUCUUGGAUUCCAGGCACGUUGGUCCUGCACUUUUUCCACCCCGUGCCACUCCCAACCACUUACAGAGCAACUUGGACGACCCUAGCCAGGUCAGAAGUCAUGGAGAAGGUGGACUAGAAGGAGCAGAGGAAUCAGUAACCGAAGAUAGCUCAGGUCUCUCUCCCAGCGAGGCUCAGAUAGCUGGUCUCUUUCAACACAAUGGGAAGGUUUCCGUACAUGGAAUUUCCAGCUUCCUACAUCAAUCAGGAUCUCACGCCGCUCCGGACAAGGCCGAUUCCACUUUGAAUGUCCCUUGUCGUCGGCACAACGAAGCGGCAAGUGCUCGUUUAAUCAGCAACGCUUCGAUCCAACGGCAGCGAGAGCCUUAUCUCUUUCGAGGACCAAGGCUCAGCAUCGACUUUGACGGCGUGGAUCCAGAAAUGGCAAAGCAUCUGCUUGACCUCCAUUGGAAUCGACAACACUAUGCAUUUCUCUUGACAUACCGACCAGCCAUAAUGGGAGGCUUGUUCAACAAUGGACCAUAUGUCAACAAGCUUCUCCUCAACGCAAUUUACUACUCGAGCUGCCAAUACAGCGACAGAACAGAGAUACUGCGCUCGGAGCCGGACGAUCUCUCCACCUGUGGUAUCCGGUUCUACGACCGUUUCAGAAGCCUUCUUGUCGAAGAGAUUGUGAAUCCCAGCAUUCCCACGGCGACGGCAUUGCUUCUUUGUGGAGCGACAUUGGUAUCCCACGGGAAACCCAGCGCGGGGUGGAUUCUAUGUGGCAUCGCUUACCGGAUGGUGAUCGAUCUGGGGUGUCAUCUUGUGACCGACGCUCGUCUGCUGUCCGCCGAAGUACCUUCUGACCGGCAAAUCCUCACUGACAUGGAGAGAGAGAUGCGAAAACGCAUCUAUUGGGGAGCCUUCAUCACAGAUGCCACCCAGUCGCUCUACCUUGGCCGCAAGCCCAUUCUUCAUAACUCUGAUGCUCGGGUCCCACUGAUGCUCCUUGAUACCUUUGAGGAGCUCGAGGAGUGGACUCCGUACUUGGAUCCCCAGUCGCAACUUGGCGAUGCCAGCAUGAUGUCCCUGUCAAACUAUCAGCCCAAACCAGCCUAUGCCGUGUCUACAUUCCAGGCGCAAGCGAGACUCUUUCAAAUCUCGGCCAAAAUCACACGUGCUUUCUACGGAAUUGACAGCAUCGCACACUCAAGCCAUUACUUACGGGAAGCGAGACAACAGAUCAUGCAAGAACUUGACGAUUGGAAUGCUGCGCUCCCAAUCUAUCUACACUUCCGACCAGGCCUUGACCCAGUCCCACCCCCUCAUCAAUUGACGCCGCACACAUCCUACCGAACGUUGAACAUCCUUGUGCAACGCCCAUUUCUCGCAAACGGCCAUCUAAAGAAACACUCGGACGCGGAUGAAAAGGCCGAAGGAGAGAGAAUCUGUCUGGAGGCCGCGCUAGCCAUCUCCAAGCUCAUCAAAGCCUACCGAGCAACCUUUACCCUCCGUCGAGCGCCUUACCUGCUCUCGUACGCCGCAUACUCUGCGGCCGUGGUACUCCUGCACAAAGGCAAUGCCGAACGCACCCAGCUCAAGGGUGAGAUCAUAUUCUUCUGGACAGCUCUCUGCGAGCUCCAGCGUGGGUGCAACUUCGGCCUCCAUAAGCCGCUGUCUGUUCUCCGGCAGAUGAUGCGCGAGCUAGGAGAGGAGAGUGUCUCCUUUCAAACCGAGGAUGGUGGUGGUUCUAAUUCGCAGGUCUCGCGGAUGUUGGAGUCCUCGUGGACAGCCGCCGAGGAACGCGGUGGCGGGGAGCUGUUGAAUCAUCACGGGGAUGACAACCAGGUGUGCCACGGUGCAAGGUUUGCAGGCAACAACUAUUCCCACUCGGCGUCAAUGUCGGAUAAUAAUGUGGAUUUUGGCGCUGGGCCUGCCUCCCUGUUCACCAACGAUCAUCAUCAAGGUUUGAUGGAUGUUUGGGAUGAAGACGCGCGGAAUAUAUACGACGACAUGCUGUUUGGUCUGUUUGCUCCGCCGCAGCAUCUCCACUGA